Messenger RNA from Sycon ciliatum, 2663 nucleotides. Its product is annotated as ras-related protein Rab-5B-like. Gene Ontology annotation, molecular function: GTPase activity; GTP binding. Bases 271 to 894 code for a protein of 207 amino acids. NCBI's taxonomy places the organism in Eukaryota, Metazoa, Porifera, Calcarea, Leucosolenida, Sycettidae. The record is from RefSeq and is a predicted model, not a curated record. Gene Ontology annotation, cellular component: Golgi apparatus; endosome. The transcript has a single exon.
ACACAAACGAUUGUUGUUUGCUCGACAUGUUGUGGUGGGUCGUUGUCCACUCUUGCAUCCGUAUCUCCUUCGUUCUACCCAGGGUGUGAACUUGAGACUUGGAGACGUAUUCGAUAAGACCUGCAUGUAUUUGCGCUCCUCCGUGCAGUUGUCGACUCGCCUUUCCCGACUUCCUGUUCACGUAGCGCUGGACUGCGUUCACGUUCAAUUUUUGUACUCAGCGAAAGGAAAGAGCUCCUGACAUUUGUUGUCGGUGGACACCAGCUCGCCAUGGCCCAUAGAGGGAGCUUUGUCUCCAAUGGAACGCCGUUCCAGUUCAAGCUGGUGCUUCUGGGUGAAUCGGCGGUCGGGAAAUCCAGCUUGGCACUGAGGUUCGUCAAGGGACAAUUUCAAGAUUUCCAGGAGUCCACGAUCGGCGCCGCCUUUCUAACGAAGUCGAUGACGCUGGACGGUGGUCAGCUGGUGAAGUUUGAGAUCUGGGACACGGCAGGGCAGGAGCGUUACCACAGCCUCACGCCAAUGUACUAUCGAGGCGCGCCUGCCGCUGUCGUCAUGUAUGACAUCACCGAGCAGGAAUCGUUCAGCAAGGCGAAGAGUUGGGUGCUUGAGCUCAAACAGCAGGCAAGUCCUGAUAUCAGAAUCGCGCUGGCCGGAAACAAGCUGGAUCUAAACGCCACACGCAGCGUGUCAACAGAGGAGGGUAAAGCGUACGCUGAUGAGCAGGAUUUGCUGUUCUUCGAAACAUCGGCCAAGUCGAAUGCGAAUGUGAACGAGAUGUUCGCAGCAAUCGCAACGGAGAUACUGCGUGUGAACGGUGGUAGUGGAGGAACUGAUGAUCCUGACAAUUUACUACUCAGUACAGAUUCUAACCGAAAGGGAGGCUGCUGCCGGUGACGUUGGUAUGCGUGUGUGUAUGGGUGUGUAUGCGCAUGUGUGUGUGUGUGUGGUGUGUUUGAGUGCGGAUGUGCAUGUGCGCUUGUGUGUGUGUGUGUGUGUGUGUGUGUGUAUGAGCGUGUAUGUGUACGUGCGCUGGUGUGUGUGUGUGUAUGCGUGUGUGCAUGUGCCGUAGUGCCAACGGUAGCGGUAGCUGUCUGCCCACAACCAUCAGCGGUUUUUCUCGCUCUUUCUUCGUGCCAGACAAUACCUGUCCUGCCUCGUAUCCAGCUUUCUGUACGGUAACAUAGCAGUGACAUUGGACAUCGCAGCAGUAAGCUUGUUUGCACUGUCAUUGCCUAAUGCUACCGGCAAUAGCAGCAGCGGCGGCGGCAGCAGCACCGCCACCAGCAGCAGCGGCAGCAGCACCGCCACCAGCAGCAGCAGCACACCCGGUCCAACCCGGAUGGCUUCAUGCUGGCUCUCGGGAACCAAUUGCAUUUGUCUUCUCCAGCGCAGCGUGCUUUAACCUCAGACCUUUCGUACAUGUCGCUACCUCGUCCGCUAAGCCAUUGGUGCUUAUGCAGUGCUGGAGCGGUGCAGCUAGUUAACACUAUUAUGCGUGUAUCCAGUCACGGUGCCUGCAACACAUGGGUCUUGCCUCGCUAUAUUCCAACCUAGGUAGAUUGACUUUCCGCAAUAUCGCCGCCGCAUGCACAUCCGGAUCAGAUGAAGAAACCAGCAGCGCCUGGCGUCAUCCCCCCUCCCUGCUCUAUCACUGGUAUCAGGUUGUCGCUCCCCAUCUAUCUAUCCUUUUUCUCUCUAUCUCCCACUCUAUCUCUCUGUCUGUCUGAUGGUCUAUCUCACCUCCCUACUUACUUACACGCGCAGCACGCCAAACUCGCGACAAAUUAAUUUCUUACUAUUUAUGAGAUGAAUUUAUUCGGUCCUCCGGCAUGAGUCUUUUUCUACCGCUCUGCAUGUGCACUGCCACUGUGGGUUUUAUUCGCUGCUGCACGCUUUACGCCGAUGUGUUGCUAGACGUCUUGUUGCGCAAAAGUCCUCCGCACGAUUGCUAGAGCUACACAAGGUGUGUGCGUGCUUUGUUGUUUACUAUGCCUGGUUGCUCAUGGCUGUGGUUUGCUGGACUAACUAGCUAGCUAGCUGAUCCUUGCGUGCGCUGCGGUGUAUUUUUUCAGGCCUAAGCCCGCUCCCCCUUACUCUUGCGCUCUUGUAAUUGUUGUUGUUGUUGCCAUUUGUUGUUGUAUAUCUAGCCGCUGUGAAGCCAGACAAUUCAGCCGGGUCUUUUUACUUUUGUAGACUUCAUAGAAUUGAAACCUGCGAAAACGAUAAUUAUGCUUUUAGGUGAUGCUGGUCACAUCGUGCCCGUUUGCAGAAGCUGACUAAUUUCUAUGAAAAUGUGCCGUAAACAUUUCUUCAUCAUGGAAAUGCGAAUUCAAGAAAAAGCCCAGCUUCGUGUUUGGGUUUUUUGGUAUGCUAUAACGUAACCCAGCUCCGCAUUGUGAUGUUCAAGUUCAUGAUUCUAUCCUUGACCAACUCUUAUACGUCAGCAUUUUUUCAAUAGCCAUGUGCUUGUGUGCAGUUUGAAUUCACUACCCUUUUUUUGAGUGCCUCAUGUUUCUUCUGUGCCCAGUUGAUUUGCCAAAUUUGUGACGUAGUACUGUACUCGCGUGUUAUUUCCUCCGUGCAUGUGUACGGAAAGAGCGCUGCUGAAGUGUGUCCGUGUGUUUGCUGCUACUCGUCUAUGUUGUGACAUCCGUAGUAACUUA